GGGAAACACACCGGACUUCAAUGACAAGGAACUGCAGCUGCCUUUCGACAUUGUUAUAACCGUUAUUUUUAUACAGUCUAUAACAAAGUAGCUUAUUAUCUCUCAUUUGUAUUUGUGAAAGAUCGAGGCAAACUAUUGGCUACUUAUAAAUACUCAAAGCUCGGUAUUUGUACCCUAGUGAUUCGCGGACUGGAUAACUAUCGGUUCCUGUGCGGUACAUUGGCGAUUCAGAGAGGAACCAAGAGAUCAAGAUCCUGUCUGCAAUGCUGACAUUCAUGGUGCAUAUCCUCAUCAUCUCCCAUGGUGUUGUGUCUGUGGAGCCUGUGCACGAAUCCCCCCAUGGAGACCUUCUAAACCUCCCCUGGCAGACAGAGCUCUGCUGUGCCUCACCCCCAGCCCAUCUUCACCAGAUGAGGGAGGGAGAGGACGAAGGGUCUGCAGGGUCCAGGAGGGCACCAUCUGAUCCGGGACACCCACACACACCCCAGUGCCUCUUUAGGAACUCCACAAGCACACUAGUACCUCCCCAGGAGACAAAUCCCAGUGGAGCCACCUGUUGGGACAUCCUGUGUUGUGUUGAUGAGUCCUGGGAAAAUGUAAUAUGUGAUCUAAAGCACCGCGCCACUUCUUCAGACACCUCCACUCCUGGGUCGGUGACAAUUUGCUUGCGGCGCUUGGUAUCACAGCCUGACAGAGAGGUAAACACCAUGCAUGGGACUAACAGCAUGGACUGUGUGGGAGAAGAUUCCAUCACCUGUUCUAUCGAUCUCCUCGCGGUCAGCAGUAUCGUCGUGGUAACAGCCAACGUGUCCAACACCACAGCAGGUCCCCCGGUGAUUCUCAUCGUCCCUCCGCGUCUCGGGAAACCAAGCCCACCACUGAACCUAACACACACCCAGACCGCAGAGGGAGAGUUGGUUCUGAGCUGGAGCAACCCACAGCCCUAUGCCAGCCCUGUCCCACUGAGCCACGAGGUCCGAUACGUUACCUCCCACAACACCUCUAACCCCAACUGGAAGCAUGUGGAGGUGACUGGAGACCAGUGGGUGUCUUUGACUGGACUGAGGGCAGGUCUGCACAACAUUGUACAGAUCCGCUCUCACCACCCUGUUCUGCCCCACCUGUGGAGUGACUGGAGCCAGCCACACCGCAUCGACCUGGAAGAUGUGACUUAUCUCCCUGAGAGAGUGGUGGCCAGCCUUGGAGAUAGUGUGACUGUGUACUGCGUGUUCAACGACCGCAGGGUGAACGCCAGCACGGCGGUCUGGUUUCUGAACCUUGACCGCCUUCCCCAGAGCCAGUACACUGCUGUCAACGACCGUGUCAGUAAAAUAACGGUUCAACCGUCUGAGCAGAAGCUGUACGACAUCCUGCAUUGCUGCCAGUCUUCAGGGGAGAAGUAUAGCUGUAACUACCGCUACGCAACGAUAUACAUUAAAGAUCCAUUCAUAGAUAUCAGCUGUGUAACCAAUGGGGAUCUGGACAGCAUGACCUGUAGGUGGAACAACAUCCAAACCGAAAUCAACUUCCUGUCCAGGGUGGCCGACCUAUCCUGUGAUGUCAUGGAGGAGGCGGAGGAGGUGGGCGGGGCGGUGAGUGUUUUCAGGCAGGUGGUGUGUGUAUCCAGCAGAUCUAGAGAAGUGAAGAGCUGCACUCUGCAGCCAAUCAGAGUGACUUCCUGCUACAAGCUGUGGAUGGAGGCCAAGACAGACAAUGGCACGAGGUCACAUCCUGUCUACAUCACACCUAUGGACCACGUGAAGCCCCACCCUCCCUCGGGCCUUGAGGCAGUGAGCAUGCCUAGUGGAGUCCUGAGGCUGGCGUGGGUGCCCCCAGAACUGCCCCACUACGAUAUGCAGUACCAGGUUCGCUAUGCCCUCGCCACUGACAGGGCCCAUCCAUUCUGGCAGGUCCUGGCUCCUCGGGCAGAGUCGUGGGCUGAGGUCCCUGAACCAGAUGUAUGUAGGGUGUACAAUGUGCAGGUCCGCUGUAUGCAUAUCAACAGCUCUGGGACCUGGAGUGACUGGAGCCACUCUCUAUACACUACCCCUCACAACAGCAGAGCUCCUGACCAGGGUCCUGAUUUCUGGCGAGUGUUUCAGGAGGAUCCUGCAAGGAACCAGACUAACGUCACUCUUCUCUUCAAGCAUUUCCCCAUAGUGGAGCCAACCUACUGUGUGGAGGGCCUUGUAGUACAGCACCAGGCCUCUGGGGGCAUUGUGACUGAGGAGCAGAUAGGCCUGGUGUCCUCCUACCGCUUUGCGUGGCGAGAGGAGGUCCACUCUGUGACGGUCAAGGCUCAGAACAGCCAGGGAUACUCCACUAGGAACAUCAACAUGACCCUGGAGAGACACCCCAAACGCCAGUGUGUGCGUUCGUUCUGUGUGUCCCGUGUGAAUAGUAGCUGUGUAGUCCUGUCGUGGUCUCUGCAGCCCAACAGCAGUGUACCGUGGUCCCUGGUUGUAGAGUGGUCGGGUCAGAACCACCAGGACAGACAGGGUCAGACCACAGAGGGCAGGGAGAUGUGGACCAGGGUCCCCCCUACUGACCAGGUCCUCUACCUACAUGGUGAUUUCUAUGGCUCUGAGGAGUAUGUGUUCACCUUGUGUCCAGUGUUUGCAGAUGGAGAAGGAGAGCCAGUGUAUACUAAAGUCUUUAGGGGGGCCAACGCUGGGCCUGCAGCCUACAUGCUCCUGAUGAUCAUCGCCUUCCUCGCCAUCGUCCUCUUCGUCACCCUGGUCAUAUCCCAAAACCACAUGAAGAACAUGUGGAAGGAUGUUCCCAACCCCAGCAACUGUUCCUGGGCCCAGGGGAUGGACUUCAGGAAGGCUGACACUAUGGAGCAGUUGUUCCGCCAACCAGAGGGCCUGCCAGACUGGCCACCACUCUUCAUCUCAGAGACUAUCUCCCAGGUCACCAUUGUAGAGAAGACUGGUCCCCCAGCCCCAGACAAGGACAGCAUCCUGAUCCCAGCCUCCGCCCCAUCCCUCUUGGACUCAGAGGUGCCUGAGGUCCCAGAGGAGGAGGAGACCCCCCAGUCCCCAGAGCUCCCCAGGAGUGUGGAGAGCUCAGCCCAGUCGUCAGUGACCUAUGCUAUGGUCCUGCUCUCAGACGACCCACGCCGGCUCUACAAGCAGGACGGCAGCCACAGCCGCUCCAGCGACGAGGGCAACUUCUCCGCCAACAACUCUGACAUCUCCGGCUCCUUCCCCGGGGGCCUGUGGGAGUUGGAGAAUUCCUAUUCCCGAGCCGGAGACUUGGACCUGGACCCAUAUCGUUCAUGCUUCUACAAAUAUGUGGAGGAGUUUUCUGAGACGUCGGAACAGGAGGAUGAGGCCCUGGGUGGAGAGAGGGAUGGGGGGAUGGAGGGGAUGGAGGAGAAGGACCUGUAUUACAUGGGAAUGGGCUGUCAGGAGGAGAGUGAGGAAGAGGAGGAGGAGGAAGAGAGGGAAGAAAAUACAGGGGCUAUGCUGCUCAAAGAGGUGGUGGUUCUGCAGAGAGAGGGCUCAUCCAUUGAGUCCAACCCUCUACUUGGGUGUCGGGACUCUAUGUUUAGUGAGUCCAGUGAUGAGGGGGCAGUGGUAGGGAUAGGGAUGAGGUCUGUCCCCCUCUACCUUCCCCAGUUCAGAACUGCUCCCUCCAGCCCACUCAAAGCACAGGACAGCACCCCAAGCGGUAAGAACUGGUAGUGCCUAAUAUAUUGUUUUAUUCUAAUGCUGCUGUUUAGUCCCUCAGGAGGGAGAGGACUCAGCAGAGACACAGUCACUGAUAGGCUUGUUUCUCAGUUAAGGGCAUUUACAGAAGCUUGGCUGUGUCUUAGAUGGCAGCCUAUUUCCUAUACAGUAAAGUGCACUUAGAUCCCUAUGGGCCCUGGGCAAAAGUAGCAAAGGUAGUGCACUUAUAUCAGACAUUUUGAAAAUGGGGACAAGGCAUCUGAGGGGGCUAGGCAUACUAGGUGCUAAGCCUCUGCCCACUUUAUAAGGAAUAGGGUGCCAUUUCACAAGCAUCCUCCCUCCGUGUCUACAGUGCCACAUUGCUGCUCUGCACCUUCAGUCCAUAGGAAGCUACAGUGAGGGAAACAAGUAUUUGAUCCCCUGCGGAUUUUGUACGUUUGCCCACUGACAAAGAA
Messenger RNA from Coregonus clupeaformis (lake whitefish), 4129 nucleotides. RefSeq names its product leptin receptor-like. Gene Ontology annotation, biological process: immunoglobulin mediated immune response; cytokine-mediated signaling pathway. Gene Ontology annotation, cellular component: external side of plasma membrane. The record is from RefSeq and is a predicted model, not a curated record. The transcript is spliced from 19 exons. NCBI's taxonomy places the organism in Eukaryota, Metazoa, Chordata, Actinopteri, Salmoniformes, Salmonidae. The coding region runs from base 264 to 3689 and encodes 1141 amino acids. Gene Ontology annotation, molecular function: cytokine receptor activity; protein binding.